UGUUUUGCGGCAAUUUCUUAACGUUUAGAAUAAUAAUAUAAGUGAUUAUUAUGUCAAUGGCCAUUUCAUCGGCUCGUGAAUCACUUUCACUUGCCUUAAGCAAUCGCUUUCUGCCCAAUUUGGAGUAUUUGCUGCAAGGCUCCAUUUUGGAUUCAGCUGUGGAGCAUUUGAUGCACAGAUUAAAAGGUUUAUGUGAUAAUGUGGAUACCUCACCGGAGCCAUUUCAUGACCUGGAGGUAUGCAUGAGUUUGCGUCAAGCGAAUUCCAAUCAGCCGCUGCUGCUGCGCGUCCGCCGUGCACUUGGCCGGGAUGCUCCGUUCCAGAUGCGGUAUCUGGGACAGCCGGAGGUGGAUAUACGGCGACCCACACUGGUGCGCAGUUGCAUGGACUGUGCCUGCACCAAUGGCAUACUUGAUUUUCUCUCCGAAAUGGGUUUCCGCUUGGAAUUCGAGUACAUAGCCAAGGGCUACAUGUUUCGCAAGGGCCGCAUGAAGAUAACUGUCUCGAAGCUCAUCAAAAUUGUGCCCGGCAAGCAACAGGAUAUGGCCAAUGAGCCCAUCUCCCAGAGCUACAUUGUGGAGCUCUCUGUGGUGGCGCCAACGGGACAGGAGAAUGUCGGCGAGGAGAUGCGUGUGUUUGCCGAGCAACUCAAACCUCUGGUUCAGCUCGAGAAGAUCGACUACAAACGUCUCGGCAACUUGCCAUAAUCCUGUCAAACUCUACUAGCAAUUUAAAUAUAGCACUUUAAUUAGAUAAAAACCAUGAAA
This is a messenger RNA of Drosophila innubila, 767 nucleotides long. It is a transcript of the gene MED18, whose product is annotated as mediator of RNA polymerase II transcription subunit 18. Gene Ontology annotation, molecular function: transcription coregulator activity. The record is from RefSeq and is a predicted model, not a curated record. Gene Ontology annotation, cellular component: core mediator complex; mediator complex. NCBI's taxonomy places the organism in Eukaryota, Metazoa, Arthropoda, Insecta, Diptera, Drosophilidae. The transcript is spliced from 3 exons. Gene Ontology annotation, biological process: termination of RNA polymerase II transcription; regulation of transcription by RNA polymerase II. Bases 51 to 707 code for a protein of 218 amino acids.